Gloeophyllum trabeum ATCC 11539 is the source of this 1690-nucleotide messenger RNA. RefSeq lists its product as uncharacterized. The record is from RefSeq and is a predicted model, not a curated record. Lineage: Eukaryota; Fungi; Basidiomycota; Agaricomycetes; Gloeophyllales; Gloeophyllaceae. The transcript has 5 exons. Bases 1 to 1473 code for a protein of 490 amino acids. Gene Ontology annotation, molecular function: protein binding.
AUGACACGGUCGACCGACGACCGAGUGGCAGCCGGUCUGCUAACGCUGCCCGGUGAGGUGUUCUAUCACAUCGCGGCUUUCCUCGACCUCGCAGACGUGAUCCGCCUCAGAAAGACUUGCACGAUACUAUGCGACCUGACACGCGAGAAGAGCGUCUGGUUCGACAUCAUCCGCCGGCAGCAGCAAUACCUGCCCAUGCCCCCCGGCGCACGCGCACAGGACUCCCUCGCGGAGUACACAUCCUCCGAGCUCGAAUCCAUCGCCACCAAGGCCUACCACAUCGAGCGCACCUGGAAGCGCCCCCGGCAGACCCCCCUCAAGCGGUUCACGCCGCACUUCGGCUCGUUCAUCCUCGCGCUGGAGCUGUACCGCGACCGCUGGCUGCUCUGCGUCUACUCCGAGGGCGUCGUCGCGCUGUGGGACCUCGAGAAGCGCCCGGAGGCGGAGAUGGAGUCGUCGGCGUCGUGCCGCGCGUGCAUCAGGCUGCGCGGGAACCGCCCGUGGACGUCGUCCGUCUCGUGCCUGGACGCCGAUGACAGUGGUAUUAUCGUGGCCACGACGCGUACCGAGGGGCCCUCCACCACGUGUAUCUUCCGCAUACCGUUCACCCCGGGCGACGGGUAUCCCGACUACGACUACGAAGAGGUCGCGACGAUAUACAGCUCCUCGGCCCAGAUCGUGCGCGCUAUCAACCCGGGCCUGCACCUCGUCGCGUUCUCGCACUCCUGCUACAUCGACGUGAUCGACUGGCGCACGCAGGAGUGCUGCUCCAUAUCCGUGCGGUCCGAGGACCUCGAUGAGCUCUGGAACGGCAUCGUCGGCGUGCGUUUCUGCGACGCCCACAUCCUCUGCAUCAAGACCCGCUCAGUCGAGCUCUACCCCCUCCCCCCUCUCCCCAUCUCCUCCUCCGCCCCCGCCCCGCGCGUGCCCCCCACCACCUCGCGCGCCUUCCCCAACACGACCUUCCGCGGCGUCUCCAUCUCGCGCCCCUCCCCCUCGUCCCCGCACUCCAUCUCCUUCCUCGCAUACGACGUCCUCCGCGGGCUCUUCCACUACACCAUCUCGCUCCCCUCUCCCUCUCCCUCUCCCUCCCCGGCGGGUGAGCUGGCCGUCCGCCUCGCGGGCGUGCACGCGCUCACCUCGCUCGCGCGCUCGCCCAGCGUCUCCGCGCUCGCCGCCGAGAUCUCGGGGCGCAACACGGGGCGCGGGUUCGUGAGCGCGUGCGCGCUCGGCCCCGAGGGGCGGCGCGGGGUGUGGAUCGAGCGGACGCGGGGGAGCACGCGGCGGAGCGUCGUGGUGUUUUCGGCGACGACGCCCCUGGGGUGUGAGGGGGAGGGCGGGGAGAUCGACGGGCGGCCGGUGUAUGAAGUCGGGUCGUACGAUCUGCGAGAUGACUUGACGCAUUGUGCGUUCUCCGAAGUGACGGGGAGGAUUGCGCUGGGGACGCGGUCGGGGCAUAUUCAGGUGCUCUAGACUCGAGCAGGAGCGAUGUUGUGUGUUUUAUGCGGUGGCUGCUUUGAGAGUAGAGCAGGCAGCCCGAGGUGGUUCUGUGGCUCUUCCCAGUGACAGGAUGUUGCUUGCUUACGCCAGGAAUUUAUGGUAUCCUUUGGAGUCACUGGAUCUGUCUACGGUAGUGCCCAACCAUCUACCACAAGACUACUGCAAUUAUGUGGCAGUGGCAAGCAACGCC